AUGAGCUGCAUCCCUAAUGCAUCACACUCUCCAGUCUUCUUGCUCCUUGGCUUCUCGAAAACUGGAGUUCCCCACAGUCUCUUUUUUCUCCUAUUCCUGGCUAUUUACCUGGCUACCAUAUUGGGGAAUGUGACUCUUGUACUGCUCAUCUCCAGGGACUCCAGGCUCAACUCACCUAUGUAUUUUCUGCUCCGUGGCCUCUCUGUGAUAGACUUGGGGUUAUCCACAGUCAUCCUGCCCCAGCUGUUAGUUCAUCUGGCAUCUGAAUACCCAGCCAUUCCUGCUGCCCGCUGCUUGGCUCAGUUCUUUUUUUUCUAUGCAUUUGGAGUUACAGAUACACUUGUCAUCGCUGUCAUGGCUCUGGAUCGUUAUGUGGCCAUCUGUGACCCUCUGCAUUAUGCUCUGGUGAUGAAUCGUCAGCUCUGUGUCUGCUUACUGGCCUUGAGCUGGGUGGUGUCCAUAGUGCAUACUAUGCUGCAUGUGGGUCUCCUCCUGCCCCUGCGUUGGUCUGUGGAUACUGAGGGCAAUGUUAACCUUCCCCACUUUUUUUGUGACCAUCGACCACUUCUGCGAGCCUCUUGCUCUGACAUACUUUCCAAUGAGCUGGCCAUAUUCUUGGAGGGUGGCUCCCUCAUGCUGGGCCCCUGUGCCCUCAUUAUACUCUACGCUCAAAUUGGGGCAACUAUCUUACGUUUGCCUUCAGCUGCUGGACGCCAGCGAGCAGUCUCCACCUGUGGAUCCCACCUCACCAUGGUUGGAUUUCUCUAUGGCACCAUCAUUUGGGUAUACUUCCAGCCUCCUUCUCAGAACUCUCAGGAUCAGGAUAUGAUAGCUGCAGUAAUGUACACUGCUAUUACACCUUUGGCCAACCCAUUUGUUUAUAGCCUCCGCAACAAAGAUGUCAAGGGUGCACUCCACAGGCUGCUUAAACAGGGUAGAAUGGGCUCCUGA
Messenger RNA from Castor canadensis (American beaver), 951 nucleotides. It is a transcript of the gene Or1b1, whose product is annotated as olfactory receptor family 1 subfamily B member 1. Lineage: Eukaryota; Metazoa; Chordata; Mammalia; Rodentia; Castoridae. Gene Ontology annotation, molecular function: olfactory receptor activity; G protein-coupled receptor activity. The record is from RefSeq and is a predicted model, not a curated record. Gene Ontology annotation, cellular component: membrane. Gene Ontology annotation, biological process: G protein-coupled receptor signaling pathway.